AUGCGCUUCUCACAGGUCAUUUCGUCCAUAGCCAUAGCGGCUUCAACCGCUGACGCUGCUCCUCGGGGUUCCAGAUUCUUCCGUUGGUAUGGGAAGAAUGGCGGCGCUCGCAACGAGGACAGUAGCAGUCUCGAGUCUGAGAACCGGGUGCUAGAGCAACUUCGCCACAACUUUCAUCGAGCGAUCAGACAGAAUGGCACCUCCAACUCGACGGUAACAUUGACCACGACACAGACACAGACACAGACUGCCACGCUCGAGUUGUCAGUUUCUGAGUUGACGAAGCCGACUGCGAUGCCAGCUCAGGAGGGAGGGGAUCUGGUUUGCCCCAGUGGCACGCUCUUUGUCUCGACAACUACGAUCGACAUUACGGUCUAUGUCACUGCAACCGCAAGCGACGAGCCUGCUGCAUCUCUGACUGCCAGCAGAGAGCCCAACACAGUCGUCGGCCAGAAGUUCGAGGCGGCAGCCGUCACUUCGACUCUCACCGUCUCCCUCGCCCAGAACUCGGACACAUCGGCCUCAGCUCCCUCCUCCGCAGGACAGGGAGCUGGCUUGAGUCAAGCGACAGCGUCAUCUCUCCCGACCUCAGGCUCUGCCUCGGUUCCGUCCUCCGUCUCCGCUCCCUCUGCUUCCGCUACCAUGGCCAGUCAGAGCAUGUCCGCUCCUACUCUUCAGACCCCGUCUGCGCAGAUCUCUACAUCAGAGCCUCUGGCUACGACGGUGGCGCCAGAGGAGAAUCAGACAAGUUCCACUCCUGCCAAUACGUCCACUACAGAGUCAGCUACAGAGACUUCUACCGCGGUUGAGACUCCUUCUUCAUCCUCUGGUCUCAUGGAGACACCUUCCGCUGCUGGAACUCCGUCUGCUUCCGCUGAUGUUGAGACAUCUUCUUCCGCCGUUGAAAGCCCUUCUACCUCAUCGGCCGAAACUCCCUCAGCCAUUGAGACUCCUUCUCCCGCCAUUGAGACUCUUUCAUCCGCCAUUGAGACUCCUUCUCCCGCCAUUGAGACUCCUUCAGCCGUUGAGACUCCUUCAUCUGCCAUCGAGACUCCUUCAUCUGCUAUCGAGACUCCUUCUCCUGCCAUUGAGACUCCUUCUUCCGCCAUUGAGUCUGCUUCUACCUUACCAGUCGAGACUCCUUCUAGCUCGCCCAUUGAGACACCUUCUUCCUCCCCGAAUAUCGAGACUCCUUCCUCGUCCAUUGAAACUGAGGCCAUUGAAACUCCCUCUGCAUCACCUGAUGUUGCGUCGCCUUCCACUCCUGUGAUAACCCGCUCUUCGUCUUCUGUUGAGACACCUUGUCCUUCUCCCGAUGUUGGAGCCUCCGUUACCACUUCUCCCGUUGAAACCUCAUCGGGGCCCCUCGAGACAUCUUCUUCCCGUCCUACUCUUAUCUGGACCCCCUACUCCAUAGCGCCAUCGCCUACUCCUGCUGAACGUGUUUCAUAUACCUCUUCUAAGACUUCCAAUUUCCCUGCUGCUACUUCAUCCUCUGAUGACGUCGAGGUACCUACAUCAACUCGGAAGCCUGCACCGACUCGGAAGCCUGCGCCUACCGUUGAUAUCGACAUCAACAUCCCCGAGCCUUGCAUCGACCUAGACAUGGCCCCUGUCACCUCCUCCAAGCUCACCGAGACACCCACUAUCCCUCUGCCGGCACCAGUACAGACUGUCGGUGCAGCUGCCCAGACGCCGGGUGCUCCUGAGAAGAGCUCUACCUACUGCGGUGUCAACGGUAAGCCCGCUGGUGUCUACUUCCUGGCCGAGUUCAUCGAGGAGAGAUCCGGCGUUCCCGUCUCUCAAGAGGGAUGCUACCAGUUCUGUGAUAGCGUCAUGGACUCGACCGAGGGCUGCCAGGCCUACCGCUUCUACCACAACAAGCUGGGCGCCCCUCGCUGCGAACUCUACGGCAUGCCCGUCUCCUGGUCCGUCGACGACCUGGACCAAAACGUCGAGGGCAAGUGGUUCGACCUCUCUUGCGGCUCGCCCACCGUCAGGAAGUGGCAGUCUUCAUGA
Molecule: messenger RNA, 2019 nt
Organism: Clonostachys rhizophaga
Lineage: Eukaryota; Fungi; Ascomycota; Sordariomycetes; Hypocreales; Bionectriaceae
Source: the annotation of a GenBank genome assembly